AUGUUUGUGGUACCCAGUAUUGUUCAGCUUGUAGUGGCCAUUACACUCGUGUUCGUUGGUGUGUGCGGAAAUCUUGCCAUAUCGUUUAUUUCCCAUCGUACAAACCUAAGAUGUCCUCACAUCACUUUGCUGGCUGCACUCGACUUUACAGCCACGUUACUUGGACCCGGGGUCAUGCUCGUGAUUCUUGUUAUAGGCCCAACAUGGCUGGUACAUAACAAGUCACUCUGCCACACCCUCAACGUUCUAAGUACCUGGCAGCUGAUCACCAGCUUUUUGGUUCUUUUCGCUCUGGCUGUGUUUUGCCAAACACUGAAGCAUUAUAUUCGUCCUGCCGAGAAACGCCGUGCCAGUAGAAAACAAGUCGCAUUUCUUGCUGUGUGUCUGCUAGUAGCAUUGCUUAUAGCAGUCAUUCCUCUUCUAAACUGGAGUUCUCAUCACGGGCUCUCCUUUUUACACUCUUGUGCUCAAACAAUCUCCAAUUACUCGCUCUUUUUUCUCGUUUUUUCCUUUGUUGUUCUGUUAGUCACGAUUUUUCUCGGUUUCCGCGUCAGAAAACAUCGUCGAUUGUACCCACUUCAGAUCUUCUGGGAAAGGCAUCAACUCGAGACGAAAAUCAACGACCCAGAAUUGACAACUACAGCUUCAUCUAACACGUCGUGGUCUCGAUCGCGGAGGAAGUCAAUUCAUUCAAGAAUUCAGUCCAGAAUCCAGUCAAGACGUUCAAGUGUCCGAUCACGAUCUGGAACGAUUUUGUCUCACAACACCACUGAGAGUCCUAUAGCGUCAAGGAGGAAUUCUAUUCAGCAGCUAAGGCCGUUUGACAACAGUCUGUUGGAAAUUAUCCUCCGCAACGUCCGACUAGAUCGCAAUGCUUCGGAGGACGCAAACGUAAAAGACACUUCACCCACCUCGGUUGAUAAUUCGUCUAGAAAAGACUCCCAGUCGAGUUCGCCAUCUAUCCAGUUGUCGAUUGCAACCUCUUAUCGGGAUCCAUUUGUCAUCUCCUCAAGGAUCCAUCCCAAAGUACAGGCCCUGUUUUAUCCAAGGAAAGUUUUCCAUAGUCCGCGAUUCCUGCCUCAGUUCACUGCCCUCCAACAGCGUCUGAGCCUCUCACGGCUACUGUCACUGAGAUGCUGCUUGACCCUGUUUUGCUGGUUGCCUCUUUAUGUCUCAGCCACGAUGCAACUGUUUUCAGCAAACUAUCCUCACCAAUUACACGCUGUCAUGCAGUGGUCGAUUUUUAUCCAAUCUUCCACCUUCCCGCUCCUGCCCUUCUUUGACAAAAGCUACAGGCGGGCUCUGAAGCGAUCAGUAAGCUGUGUUUUCAAGGCAUGCGUAGUACGUAGAAAUAACUUCGACCUUUCCAAGUCCCUCGACGGACUUGGGCUGAAGAUUGAGCGAGAGGGGACAGAGCAAGUACAACUUAAAAAUGUUGUAUUAAGUAAGGUUUAAUUAAGUUUCAAAAUUUAAACACUGUACUGUUUUCUCGCGAUCAAGCCUUUUAAUCAUUUUUACUGCAUUAUAGUUUUAACACCAAGAAGGCAGCGUGGCCGAGUGGUCAGCGCGUCGGACUCGCAAUCCGGUGGUCCCGGGUUCGAGUCCCGGCUCUCUGGCCACUUGCUGGAUUUGUUCUCGAUCGUCCCGAGUUCAAAUUCUCGGCCACACUUGUAAAUAGCCAGCUGGUUGCCUCCUGCCAGUUGCGUUUUUAAUCCUGUUAUGUUUGUAUUUGAAUUAUUUGUUUCUAAGUAUUUGAGUGCAGGGCCUGUAAACCAGCUGGAUAAAUAUAAGCCAAGUGCACUUUCCACUAUAAAGAAGCCUUGAAACUUUAAACUUUUAAACGCCAUUUUUAGUACUAUGUUUAUUACUUCGGUGUAUUUCUUAGACUGCAAAAGAGCCCGUAUUUGUGCAAAGGUCGAGAACGAUCGAGCAGGCCAAACGAAAGGCCGGGAAAUGAGUGAAAGCGCAGAACGAGACUGUGAGGAGAGAACGGAAAAAUACGCGUUCAUUUCGCGCGAGAAUCUCACGCCAACGCCUCUCACCUUGAAAAACCGAUUUUGAAAAAAAAAAAACAACAACAACAACAACAACAACUUUUUUGCAGUCUAGUGUAUUGUGAAUCUCCGAAUCAAAAUGUGGGGAUUUUCUGAAAAUGUCAGUGGUUGAGCGUAUGGUCCAGCCUUCCGCUUCUCCCUGCUGAGCUGAAGAUCUUGACAAUUGACGACGGAAAUACAUAAUUUUCUUGACACAGUAUGUUUGACCAAACUAAUGAUUUUUUUUAGCUACUGUGGAACCUCUAUUCAAGAGGCAGCCUCGGCACCAAGGAAAGGGUCCCUUGAAUAGAUUUGUCUCUUGAAUGGAGCUUGGGCGGGGGUUUGUUAAUAAUUGACUAACAGAUGAAACAAAUUUCUUUUAUCCUGCCUCCUCAGGCUUGUUAAGGCAUGGGUCACCUCAUAAUUUGCAUAAUUUGGCGAAGUGGCAUUUGAAACGGAUUGUUUUGAUCAGUGGUCAUGAAACCUGGCAAUCAGGUUUAGCUCAGUGGCCUUAACAAUAUGUGAUAUAUUCAUCGUUGAAAUAUUAGUAACGUGACCUGCAAAUGAUCGUUAACUUCAAAGUUUUCAAAUUAAAACGGGAGAAAGGAAAUGAAAGGGCAGCAAAUAUUCUUAGGCACCGGUGUUUUUCCCAUGGUCUGGAUAUUUUGAAAUAGCCCUGCAUGUAUGCCUAAGUGGAGCAAGGAUUACGAAAUAAAGAAUAACAGGUCACGUGACUUAUAAAAGACUUAAAUAAUUCUAAAUAAAAAUGCUUUCAUCCACCUUGCAAGGCUAUGACAGUAAUUAACAAUCCAGACAGUUUCACUGACAACCUUGCCCCGUUUGAGAAAACAGGUUGUGUGACGUCAUGGUCCAAGGAAUGUCACGUGAUGCUUGGGAUGAAUUUUCCAAAACUAUUUUAGUGAGAUAUGUCUUAACAUUAUCUUUGUAGAACCCUUUACUUGAUCCUUCUGCGUCAUAACAUUACGAGGAUCGUUGCAUUCUCUGCAGGGGGUCUUUUUAGCCUUUCAACCCAUGCCUUAACUUGUCUGAUUCGGAAUCUGCUACAGUCAUUGUCUCAAGCAGCUAGAUAAUGCUUAAAAUUAUGAUUAACUCAUCUCUACGAUGUUGUGUGUUGAAUUCCACAAGUGCAGUUCAUCGAUUUAAGUGAACUAGUGAAUGUUAUGAAAGCUGUCGCCAUGAGUAGUGUACACUUAAACAUAUCAAUGAUCUUUGUGGUCAGUCACUUUUUUAGUGCUAAGGUGUCCCCUGAAUGGAGGUAAAACCCGGAAUCAAGUGUGCCUUUCCCCUGAAUAAAGGAGUCCCUUCAAUAGAGGUAACAAAUACAAAGAUUAUGUGAACAUUUUUCCAAGACCAAAUUUUGUGUCCCCUGAAAUGGAGGUGUCCCAGGAGAGGUUCUACCGUAUUUAACCCCUUGUAUGGUUAAUUAAUUAAUUACACCCAGGAAAAGUAAUUAUCUUGUUUGUGCAAGGAAAUAAAGGUGUAAGCGAACAACUAUUCCGUAGUUUAAAAAACGAGGAGUUAACGUAAAGCAAUUUAAAUUAUCGACCUAAGGCUUUACAAAACAACGUUUCACCGACACUUUUGACUUUGUUUUACGAAUGUACGGUAAACCAUAUAUAUAUUUCGAUUAGUUCCAACUUCUGUUAGGACCGGUUCCCCCCUAGGUAAGGGGAUUUCUUUUUCAAACAAUUUUAAAAAGGAUUAUUUAUUUUUAACCACCGUUAUCACAAAAAUUGCAGCCUCUUUUCAGUGCAUAAAUGGCCCACGUUCGAUACAUUAAAAUUCUAACAUGACUCCGAGGCUUUCUGGUCAUUUUUCUAUAUUUGGUUUGGUUUUCUUUGUGCUCAAGUCUCCUGUGGGAAUUGCGAGACAAUGGAGUCGUGAAAAAUUCUUGUGAAAAUGAGUUUUAUUUGUAUGAGAAUGAAAAAUCAUUUUCAUAUCAAAGGCUGAGCACUUAACCACGUAUUGAUACGGAGGCUCGGGGACUGACUCGGGAAUGGCUUAUUACUUGAGUUUAUUUGCAGUGACAGGGCCCACGCACGCACCCCCACUUUUCGUGCGAAAUAAUAAUAAAAAUUAUUCCUAAAGUUUUUCACUAAAUAAAGGUUUUGAUACUACUUAACUAAGAAUCUGCGAGUUUACAUCAUCGUCCACAAUAGGGAAUAGCUUAGUUUUAACUUAGUGAUUGUGUAGGUGAAAAGAUGCAAGCACAAAUUGUUCAGCAAUUUUUUGCGUUUGUUAGCUAUUGAGGCUACAGGGGAUUUCUUGGGUAGUUUUUGCGUGACAAUUAAUUAUCAAAGGCAUGGAGAUUAGGUGACUAUUAAAGUUUUUACCACGUGUACUCUAUGGAACCCGGCAAUGUAUAAAGACUAGACUUGCCAUACAUAUUACAUUGCCGCUUACAAUUAAGUUCAGCUGAUGAAAGUCGCGAAGAAGCCCAAACAAGUUCGUGUAAACGCAACGGGCGUUAACGAAGCCACCCUCCUUUGGCUUGCGGACUGCAUUUUGGAGAUAAUUAAAAAAGGAUUUAGAGUGUAUGUAACAGUACAGCAAACGACGAACGUCAAUUUGUACCACGUGACUAAAUUUUCCUUUUACUUGUCGUUUACUGUUAACAGUAUAUCUACACUACUAUCUCUUGACUGAUUCGAAGUAGGAUGUAUGGUGUUGAAUUGAGAAAAAAAUGUAAGCAGGGCUUUUUUUCCCUGGGGACAAAGCAAACUGUUGUGUCCGUAUUAAGCGGGUGCAGUUGACUAUAUAUCCUUUAAUGAUUUCUGGAAAGGAUGGGAAUUUCUUUUUUUUGGGGGGGGGGGAGCGGGGGGUUUUUGGGUUUUGUUGGAAGCGCUAGGGUUUUUUGGGUUUUUGAUUUUUGCCCCCAUUCGAUCAUUCCCCGUGACGUGACAUCCGAUGUCUACCAAUGGUUUUCGGUUUUCUAGCAACUGAGUAAAAGCUCAACUUCCGAGAUUGGUAUACCUGUGCUACUGAAUACCACGGCGGCCAUAUUGAAGAGCGCAAUUUCUAAUAUCAACAGUUUGGUGAACAGUUCGAGGUUAGAGUUAUCACUUAUUUUCUUAAAAUUUUCGUCUUUCAACCGCAUAAACCGCAGAAAAAUUCGCUUCUUCCUUAUUACACGUGUCGGAAGUAAACGAGAGCCGGACAAGACAAUUUCCCGCACCUAAAGACGUAACACGUGGGAAUAUUCAUCUGAUCUGCCGGCAGUGAAACGACAGUCAGCGGUAGGUAUUUUUCGUCACAUUCAUUCCACAGCGUAGAAUACAGGUCACUGAUCUGAGCUAUAGACAACUACACAAGGCCAGAAGUGUCUCCAAGCCGUAAUCCCUAUGCAAAAUGUUGUGUUUGAACGCAGGGGAAACUAUUUUGUUACCAAUCAAUAAAACAGUGACCUACUGUGAUCGUCGUGACUUGUGAAAGAAUAAUUAAACGAAACCUCUCCUACAGACAGGCAGUCAGUUGUUCAACGAAAAAUCAUACGCGCGAUCAAUUUUGUGAUACAAAAUGCUUGAGAGUUACUCCGGGGGCACUUGGGUAUUUUUUGGGUAGGUAUGAGCCGCCCGGGACUCCAAAUUGGCACCCCGUUCUAAAAAACAUUCCCCUAAAAUUGAUACCCCGUUCAAGACAUGGGCCAAUUUUUUAUACCCCGUUCUAGAAAUGGGCCAAUUUUUUAUACUCCGUUCAAGGGUGCAACAAGAGUACAUAAGUUUGCUUGUUAAUGCAUUGAACCGUAUUUUUAAAAGCAAUCUGUCCUUGAAUAUUUUCAAAUGGCUGCUUACAAAAUUGGAGCUUUCAUGCGUUUGAAAUAUUAUACCCCGGUCUAGAAAACGCCUCUAGGUAGAUCAUGAAAAGCAGAGGGCUUUGAGUCUGGAGGACACAUUGAGCUGGUCUCUGCAUCUUAAAACCAGAAAAUGUUUCACCUACCUUCAGAGACAUGAUUGUUUUUAACUUUUAUGCUUGCAUGUUUUGACUUUUUGGGGCAAAAAACUAGGUGGGGGAGGGGGGGCAUGGGCUCCCCCAGCCUCUCCCCUUGCCACGGCCCUGAGAGUCAUGCCCAGUUAUGUCUCUCAACACAGACAUUAAUGCAUGUUCCCAACGAGGACGUCCACCUGACUUGUAUCAAAGGGGCUGGGAGGCCUAUGCUCCAUCCUAACCACCAAAGUCCAUUUGAUAAUAUAAGCCUGAUGGUUAUAAAUUUGUAGCCUGAAAAUUGGAAUGACACUUGUGUGCAUAAAAAAGGAGAAGGCAAAGUUUGUACUUAUUUUCUAUCAGUUACAGAGAUAUAGGGAUUUCAAAUGUCGGGUGUUUCAUCCUUGCAAGCUGGCAAUACGGACCCCAGAACCCAGGAAAUUUUUCUCGUGGAAAUAAUCUAGAAUUCAUUAAAUAUUUGCUUGUGGAAUUAAGGGAUCUGUGGAACCGCAAGCUUUAGUACCCGGAAUCCAGAGCCCACAUUGUGGAAUCCAGAAUCCAAGACUGUCGUGGAUUCCCUUACAAAUGGGGCAAGGUGGUUUGCCAACCUUAGCCAUAGUGGUGGAGUCUGGUUAUAAACAAAGCUGGCAAAGAUCAAAGACAAAAACAAGGGAGUCACUGACAGUGCACAACAUUUUAAUUUUUUAAGUUCACAAAUUGUGACUUUAAUGCUUGAUUGUAUUGGUGCUUACAGUGUCAUUGUCAGUUUUUUCCCAAUAAACAGUCCUUUAACAGUCUUGUUUGAGACUCAAACUUUCUUAUAUAGGUGUAAAAACUGAGAUAGGGGCCAUUUUUCUGUCUCCCAAAUUACCCCAUUUUCAGGGAAUGAAGCUACUUGUCUCAUUUUCAUGUUAAAGCCAUGUUAAGUCAUUAUAUCUAUCUGAUGUAUGUUCUGCCAUGCUUCAAAUCAUAUGAUAUCACUCAUUUUGUCUGUUGCUUCAAAAUCUAACAUAUCACACAGGUGGUCUGUUGCCUUAAAUUAGUUUACAGUGUUUUUUGCACACGAGUAACUGGUGUCAUUGGAAUCUCAACUGCAUUUAUUUAGUGUUAGUAAUGUAAGUAAAUUUUUUAGUUUUUUCAUCAGAUUAAGAUGCAGUCAAAGAGUAUAGCAGUUGCUGAGAUUUCUAAAGGAUUUCUGUCUUGCCAAGCCAUAGAAGACAUUCCAUCUGGAUCAUUCAUCACGGAUCUCUGGGGCCCUGUUUUUGAUUCUCCAACUGCUCAUACUGUUCACAUUGACAAGGAAAAGCAUGUAGAGCCACGAGGGCCAAUGAUGCGUUUUAACCAUUCAUGUCAGCCUAACAGCAAGUUUGUCUAUGAGAAGCGCCAAGCAACCUUUCCAGAUCUAGACAGUAAUGAUGAAGUGUUCUGGUAUGUCGUGGCUACUCGGGACAUAAAAAAGGGUGAAAAUAUUACUUUUGACUACAAUACAACUGAGUAUGCCAUGGCUGAAGUGUUCCAGUGUAUGUGUGGCGCAGAUACUUGUUUGGGUGAGAUUAAAGGUUACAAGUAUUUAUCACCAGAACAACAAGGGCAAAGGAAAAAUGAUGUAUCACCGGUCAUUAGGAAUUUUGGCAGUAAAUGUUAAUUAAACCUAGCAAACUAAGAUGUUGCCUUUACUUGAGCUGAAUUACAGUUAAUGUUUACUACAAGGUUAUUAUUUUUAAAUAUUUAAAGGCCUUGUGUGCUAAUACUAUGAAAAUCACUAGAGUGGUAAAUUUGCUGUUUCUCCACAGGUAGCCCAAGCUCAGAAAACGGUUUUCUCUCUGUAUAAAGUUUACCUUUAUAUAGAGAAAAAACCGUUUACAAAAUCCAUAAAAUGGCCAUAAAUCGGCCCGUGGAUCACACAGGAGAGAGGUAGCACACUUUUUAAGUUAGGUAUUUAAGCUGUUUUUUAUUGAAAUCCUUUCAUUUUCAUAGGUUACAGAAAUGAUAGUUUUUUUUUCCCAUACAAAUCCUUAUAUUUUGAAUGUUACGCAACAAUGCCUAUGCUCGCCGAUGCUCCUUUUUUGAGCUUGGGCUACCUGUGGUUUCUUUGAAGGGAAGGCUUUUGAAUCAUUGCGCGAGUUGCCUAAACUAAGAUGAAAAAAUUGCCGCAUGAUCAGAAAGGCAUUGACACUUAUUAGAAGCAACAAAUCAUCUCAAAUUAUGGAAUCACUAUUCACCUUUAACUUGCGAGUAAAUCAAAAUUUGGUGGAGGCUUAAGUUUGGAUGAAAAUGUUGGCAAGUACAAAGGUGCU
Messenger RNA from Porites lobata, 8272 nucleotides. NCBI's taxonomy places the organism in Eukaryota, Metazoa, Cnidaria, Anthozoa, Scleractinia, Poritidae. The record is from the annotation of a GenBank genome assembly.